CCCUUCUCACCUUGAUGGGCUUCCGGCUGGAGGGCAUUCUGCCGGCGACACUGCUGCCCCUGCUUCUGACUGUGAUCCUGUUUCUCGGCCCCCUCAUCCAGCUGUCCAUGGACUGUCCCUGGGACAUGGUCGAUGGCCUAAGAGUGGCCUUUGACCCCAGGUUUUGGGUUCUCUGUCUCACCGACAUGCGCUGGCUGCGCAACCAGGUCAUCGCGCCCUUCACCGAAGAGCUGGUCUUCCGGGCCUGCAUGGUGCCCAUGUUGGUGCCCUGCACGGGUGUAGGACUGGCCAUCGUCACCUGCCCGCUCUUCUUUGGAGUCGCUCAUUUCCAUCACGUUAUUGAGCAGUUGCGGUUUCGCCAAGGAAGCAGAGCUACUAUCUUUCUCUCGGCAGUGUUCCAGUUCUCCUACACCGCCAUCUUUGGAGCCUACACCGCUUUCCUCUUCAUCCGAACAGGACACCUCCUUGGGCCGGUUCUCUGCCACUCCUUCUGCAACUACAUCGGAUUCCCCGCGGUGGGCGCGGCUCUGGAACACUCCCAGUGCUUCCUGGUGGUCUUCUUUUACCUGCUGGGCGUGGUGCUCUUCUUCCUCCUCCUCCUGCCCAUGACGGACCCGGCGUUCUUUGGACACCUGCCCAUCUGCUCCCUCUCCAGGCCGUGAAAAUGCAGAAC
Messenger RNA from Protobothrops mucrosquamatus (brown spotted pit viper), 673 nucleotides. RefSeq names its product Ras converting CAAX endopeptidase 1 (gene RCE1). The transcript is spliced from 7 exons. The record is from RefSeq and is a predicted model, not a curated record. Lineage: Eukaryota; Metazoa; Chordata; Lepidosauria; Squamata; Viperidae. Gene Ontology annotation, cellular component: endoplasmic reticulum membrane. Bases 15 to 662 code for a protein of 215 amino acids. Gene Ontology annotation, molecular function: metalloendopeptidase activity. Gene Ontology annotation, biological process: CAAX-box protein processing.